GAUGGGGGUGUCACAAGGUGGAUGGAUGGAUGGAUGGAUGGAUGAUUCGAACUUUUUGAAAGUAAGUACGGAUGUAUCAGGAUCGUGGUGGUUGGAUUCAGCGCGGAUAGAGCAUCCAAUCUGGGAUCAACAGAUGCUGGAUCGUAAGCAGGUGUGUUUCAUACAUCCUCGGCGCUAGGCAGGGGAGGGACAAGGGACUUACUUGGUCUUGGUCUUGGAUGGGGUGAUGUCUGUCUAGUACAGCCUACAGCUCCUAGAGGAGUACGGAUGGUAUUAUGAUCUGACUUUGUAUGUAAUCG
Molecule: messenger RNA, 299 nt
Organism: Aspergillus heteromorphus CBS 117.55
Lineage: Eukaryota; Fungi; Ascomycota; Eurotiomycetes; Eurotiales; Aspergillaceae
Exons: 1
Source: RefSeq, a predicted model, not a curated record